Dromaius novaehollandiae (emu) is the source of this 2554-nucleotide messenger RNA. RefSeq names its product keratin-associated protein 10-4-like. The coding region runs from base 360 to 2234 and encodes 624 amino acids. The record is from RefSeq and is a predicted model, not a curated record. The transcript is spliced from 4 exons. Lineage: Eukaryota; Metazoa; Chordata; Aves; Casuariiformes; Dromaiidae.
GGGUCUGAGAAGAGGCUGAUCUGCCUGGGCGCACAGCAGAGCGUCUGCACUGCUCUUUCCCGGGAGAGCUGCUCGUCCAGCGGAGCCCCAUCGCUGAGCGCUGCUCAAGCGUUUCGCUGGGGCGUUGCCUGCGCCCGCCUGCCGUGGGCCCGAGCCGGGAGCCGCGUUUCUCUCGCGUGGGGCGUCCUCUGCCAGUUCCUUUAAUCUGGGCGCAGUGUGUGAUAAGAAGCUGACUUGCUGCGCUGUCACCUGCAGAACUGGAGGAAGCUCGCCUGCUCUUGAUGCUGCUCAUGGUCUCCUGCGCUGCUCGUCACAGCUCUGACAGCUGGACACGUUAGUCUCGCCGAAGCCUUGCCGAGAUGUCGUGCUACUUGCCGCCGUGCCUCCCCGCCGUGUACCAGCAGCCGCUCCCCGUGAAAUGCCCGCCUGCGUUCGCCGCCCCGGUGCCGGUCCAGCGCUCGGUGCCGUGCGCCCCGCAGUACCCGACCCCCUGGGCGGCCCGGCAGCGCUUCGCAGGCGCCGGCUUCUCGCAGCAGCAGUGUGUGACCACGUGCAUCCCCCAGCAGCCGUGCGCGACCAAGUGCGUGACCGCCUGCGUCCCGCAGCAGCAGUGUGCCACCAAGUGUGUGACCACGUGCAUCCCGCAGCAGCAGUGUGCAACCAAGUGCAUCCCCCAGCAGCAGUGUGCAACCAAGUGUGUGACCGCCUGCGUCCCGCAGCAGCAGUGUGCAACCAAGUGCAUCCCGCAGCAGCAGUGUGCAACCAAGUGUGUGACCACCUGCGUCCCGCAGCAGCCGUACGCGACCAAGUGCGUCCCCCAGCAGCAGUGUGCCACCAAGUGCGUCCCGCAGCAGUGUGUGACCAACUACUUCCCGCAGCAGUGUGCCACCAAGUGCGUGACCACCUGCGUCCCACAGCAGCGUGCCACCAAGUGGGUCUCGCAGCAGUGCGUGACCAAGUGUGCCCCACAGCAGUGUGCCACCAAGUGUGCCCCGCAGCAGUGUGAGACCAAGUGUGCCACCAAGUGUGCCCCGCAGCAGUGUGCCACCAAGUGUGCCACCAAGUGUGCCCCGCAGCAGUGUGCCACCAAGUGUGCCACCAAGUGUGCCCCGCAGCAGUGUGCCACCAAGUGUGUGACCACUUGUGUCCCACAGCAGUGUGUGACCACUUGUGCUCCACAGCAGUGUGCCACCAAGUGUGUCCCGCAGCAGUGUGCCACCAAGUGUGCCACCAAGUGUGUGCCACCCUGCGCGCCCGCGUGCGCCCCGCAGCAGUGCCAGCAGAGCGGGGUGAAGAUUUCCAGCCAUUCCAAGAAAUACUGCUCUGCCUCCAAGUGGCCCUGGUCACCUCGCGUGACCAUGCACUACUACGGGGAGCGGUUCCAGCACCUCUGCCUGCCGGGCUCCAGCUACGCCACCGAAAGCCUCCGGGUGUGCGUGCCCCAGGCUGACGUGCGCAGCACCACGUGCCACCCGCUGAGCGUCACCAAGGGCCCCGCGCCCAGGUGGCCCAGCUACCUGCAGCCCUUCACGCCGCUGCGCCCGCAGCAGAGCGGGGCCCCGCCGCAGAGCGUCAUGCCGGGCCCGGAGGCCUGCGAGACCACCUGCCUUCUGCCCUGCGCCAAGCCCAGCGGGCAGCCGGGCGCCGAGCGGAGCCUCCAGCCCUGCCACGCCAGCUGCCCCGAGAAAAAGCGCGUGGCCAAGAGCCUGCCGCCGUGUGCCACCAAGUGCCCGGAGCCGGGCAAGCUCCGGUUCCCACCGUGUGGGAUCAGGUACUCGUCCUCGUGCAAGGACGAGUGCGCGGCGCCGCGGGGCUCCAAGUGCUGCCUGCCGCGGGCGAUGCCCGGGGGGUACUCGCAGCCGCUGCAGGGGGGCACUGAGUGCCCGCCGCAGCAGUGCGUGCUGCAGGAGUGCGUGCUGCAAGAGUGCGUGCUGCAGGAGCGCGGGGGGGGCUUCCCCCCGCCGCGCUGCACCAAGGGCUACCCCACGCAGGAGUGCGUUGCUGCAGGCCCGCCGCAGCCCCCCGCCGCCGAGUGCCCGCCGGGGCAGGGGGUGAAGGGGUGCCCGCUGCUGCCGGGUGGGGCCAAGCAGAGGUGCUCGGUGCCCCAGCAUCCCACCAAGUCCCGGUGCGUCCACCCGUGCGCCUCCCAGCACGUGUCCCGGCAUCGUGCCGGCAGAGGGAAAGGGUCAAGCCAUGCCAAGAAGAGCUGCUGUGCUGCAAAAUGUCUCUGUUGAAGGAGCCCGAGGAGCAGCCACAAAAACAGCAAGCUGCGUAAUUGGGGUCUGAGGUUAUUUCUUCCCCUCUGUUCCUGUUCCCAGCCCUCGAAGGAGCUUUGGCUGCACUUUUCCCUUAUUUUCUCAAUGUUACAUUUGUAGGGUGAUUGCCUUCCUUUUAUGACUACAGUUAUUUCUGCAAUAGAAAAUACCUUAGUGAGAAGUUAAACAACUCAGAGCAGGUGAUAAGACCUUGAACUUUAAAUGGAUACAGCACUGCUAUAGUGUCUGCACCUGUGAGAGGUUUUUACUGUUACUGGGUCAAAUAUAUUCUCCAGCUG